This is a messenger RNA of Magnolia sinica, 3592 nucleotides long. RefSeq names its product kinesin-like protein KIN-8B. The transcript has 16 exons. Gene Ontology annotation, molecular function: ATP binding; microtubule binding; microtubule motor activity. Gene Ontology annotation, biological process: microtubule-based movement. The record is from RefSeq and is a predicted model, not a curated record. The coding region runs from base 930 to 3392 and encodes 820 amino acids. Lineage: Eukaryota; Viridiplantae; Streptophyta; Magnoliopsida; Magnoliales; Magnoliaceae.
CUCUGUCUUCAACCGUCUCGCAUUACUCUGCAGAAAAUGUCGAUCUCAGACAGAGCUUGUGUCUGAGAAAGAGAUUUUUCUUUUUCUCAGAGAGAUUUUUCUUCUCCUCUUUCUCGAUCGCGAUUCCUAUUUAUCGUUUUCCGCGUCGUUUGGGGAAGAUUCCAAAUCGCGAAUUUUCACCUUCGUACAGCUGGAGCUGAAGUCUCUGCAUUUCUCUCCAUUUCUGGAAGUUUAUGUGAUUUUUUAUCUUUUUUUGGGAAAUUAGAGUUAGGGUUUCAUAGUCUAAUCUGAAAUGCGUGUUUGAUUGGGUUUGGACGGAUUUGGAGGUGGGAAGAGCGUCUUUCUGGGUGGUGUUUGGAUUUAUCAGGUGGUUAGAUAGAGGAUUUUUUCGGGUUUUAUUUGAUUUGAAGAGGUUAGGGUUAGGGUUUUGUUGUUUGAGAAGAUGCAGUAUGUGAAAAUGGCGGUUGCUCGGUUUCUCAGUUUUUUACCUCGUUGAAUAGUGUAGAAUGUGGUGAGGAAUUUGUAGGUUUUGUUUUAGGAUGUGAAAUUGGAAAAAUUAGGGUUUAAAGAUAGUAGGUUUUUGUGAAAUUGAUUUUAGAAAUUUGGUCGGAAUUCUUUUUGAUAGGUUGAUUUAGGGUUUAGGAAUGGAAAAAGGAGUUCGAUUUUAAUGAACUUGAACGCAAAAAAAAAUAAAUAGGAAUUUUGAUUGGUUUAGCAGAAGAGAAUGAUGAAUUUGGGUAUGAAGGUGGUGGGUUUUUGAAUUCAAUGGUGGAACUGUGAUAGGAUUUUUUUCGUUAGAUUGAAUACACUAGGGUUUAAGAGUGAUAAAAGAGGGGAGCUUUGAUGAAAUUAAGGUUGGAGUUUUGAGAAUUUUGUGUGAUUUAACGAAGAAAGGCCUUUUUUUUUGGGGAGGUUGAUGUUGAUUAAACAUGCCAAGCAUUAGAGCACCAGCUUCGAAACAAACUGCAACCCUCUUGGUAGCUGUGAAAUGCAGGCAAUUGACCGAGGUAGAAGGACGAAGAAGGCGCAAUAUUAUUCAAGUUACUGAUGAUAAGGGCAUCACAGUUUUGGAUCCCGACCGAGAAAAGGAUUACCUCAACCGCAUCCAAAAUCGGACCAAAGAACGAAGAUAUUUAUUUGAUCAUGCAUUCGGACCUGAAUGUACAAAUAUGGAUGUCUACAGGAAGAGCAUUUCUUCUACCAUUGCUGGAGUCAUUCAAGGUCUCAAUGCUACUGUAUUUGCAUAUGGUUCAACUGGAAGUGGUAAAACAUACACAAUGGUCGGAACCCAUGAUGAUCCUGGACUUAUGGUUCUCAGCUUACAUACAAUUUUUGACCUUAUCAAGAAGGAUGAUAGCUCGGACGACUUUGAAGUCACUUGUUCCUACCUUGAAGUCUACAAUGAAGUUAUAUACGACUUGCUUGAAAAAUCGUCUGGGCAUUUAGAGCUUAGAGAGGAUCCUGAGCAAGGAAUAAUUGUAGCUGGCCUCAGAUGUAUUAAGGUCCACUCAGCCGAUAGGAUUCUUGAACUCUUGAAUUUGGGAAACAGCAGGCGCAAAACAGAAAGCACAGAGGCAAAUAAAACAUCUUCACGAUCACAUGCUGUUUUGGAGAUCACUGUGAAAAGGAAAAGAAGAAACCAGUAUCGUGGUCAAGUUCUCCGUGGAAAACUCGCACUAGUAGAUCUUGCUGGCAGUGAAAGAGCUUCUGAAACAAACAGCGGAGGCCAAAAGCUUAGAGAUGGAGCCAAUAUUAAUCGGUCACUUCUUGCUUUGGCAAACUGCAUCAAUGCUCUGGGAAAGCAACAGAAGAAGGGUCUUGCAUAUGUCCCUUACCGCAAUAGCAAGCUUACACGGAUUCUUAAGGAUGGUCUGAGUGGUAAUUCUCAAACAAUCAUGGUAGCUACAAUAUCGCCUGCAGACAAUCAGUACCACCACACUGUUAAUACCUUGAAGUAUGCUGAUCGAGCAAAGGAGAUCAAGACACACAUUCAGAAAAAUAUUGGCACUGUUGAUACCCAUGUUGCAGAUUACCAACGGAUGAUUGACAAUCUUCAGAUAGAAGUUUGCCGAUUGAGGAAGGAGCUAGCAGAGAAGGAAUCACAAUUAAGUGUAAAGCCUGCUGAAAAAGCAGCGGAUGAUGAGCUGUCUUGGUUGAAUGUUUUGAGCCAUGAAACCAAUGAAAAUGUUCAGGAACGCAUAAACCUACAAAAGGCAUUGUUUGAGCUUGAGGAAACUAGCCUUCGUAACCGAAUUGAGCUCCAACAUCUAGAUGAUGCCAUUGCCAAGCAACAGGCGAUUAAAAAGGAUGAAGCAGCUCUGCAGUCUUUAAGAUCAAGGAGGCAGGUUAUUCUUGAUAACAUCCGUGACAAUGAUGAGACUGAGGAUAGUUACCAGCAGGAGAUAGAACUAAACGAGAAGCAGCGGUGCCAACUUCAAGAUAUGAUUGAAGAAGCCAUAAGUAACAAUGGUAAUAGAACCUACUUGCGCAUUCUCAGUCAAUACAGGCUUCUGGGAAUGGCUAAUACUGAACUUCAGUUUGAAAUGGCGAUACGUGAUCAAGUCAUAAACAAUCAAAGAGAAGCCCAGCGGAACCUGUGGAACUUGAUCAUGGGAUUAGGACUUGAUCAGAAACAGAUAAUGGAGCUAGCUGCCAAACAAGGAAUAAUAAUCGAAGACUGGACUAUGCCCAAUGGUGUGGCCCUCAGUCCAAAGCAGUCACCAAUUCGGGCUAAUGGCAAAUUCUCACCAUUCUGGUCUCAUCCAGGCAUCAAUGAACAGUCAUAUGCGUCAACAGCUUGUGUUUUCCAGCAUCGCCAAGAUUUCAGUUCCAUGGCUUGUUUCAAUGGUCAAUGGGAUGGUCGCACCGUAUGCAGGCAGGAGCACCAUAGUUCCUACUACUUGAUGUCUCAUGACCACUCUCCGUCAGCCUAUCUCGGUAUGAGGAAGGGAAGUGAGCCUGGGGCGGGUGGAAAACCAGUUCCAUGCUUCUACACGCCUGAAAAAGGGGCUCAAGAUGCAUGCCGUUCGUAUCCGGAGGUGAGGCCUCAGUCUUACCCAUGGAGUGAAGAAACCCACCUUUCUACGCCUUCUUUCCGUGAUGAUUUAGGCCAGCGGCAGAAGGAUGCAUGGCAUACAAAUAUGCAGCAGCUGCCAGGGGUCAUGCCUGUCACCGGCAGCAGCCACAGUUCAUGCAAGGAGAUUGCAAGGCAUAGUGGUGUGGCCCGACCUUUGUUUGCUAACUCUACAGAGCUCACCAAAGGUAUGCCUAAUUCCCCUAAUUUUUUCCAUAAUACACUGUCGGGCUGUCCAGAUCUGUCUAAGUUGCAGUUGUCAAGGGCUUUCAGUUCCCUUACUCCUGAAUACAAGGGUCACCCCUCCAAUUUUGUAUAGGCUUCUUGCUGUUUUUUCUUUUUUUUCUCUCUUUUUUUCAUGUAAUAUUUACCAAUGAAACAGUGAUUCUGAUUUUGCCCCUUCCAAGUUGUGUUCUUUAAUUUUCUAUGUAAGAAGAUGUGUAGCUUUCGGUCUCAUUGGAAAAUCUGAAAUGAACAGUUGAAUGCCCAAAUAAUAAUAAUAACAAUAAAUUCCUGACA